This is a messenger RNA of Stegodyphus dumicola, 2095 nucleotides long. Its product is annotated as pancreatic triacylglycerol lipase-like. Gene Ontology annotation, biological process: lipid catabolic process. The record is from RefSeq and is a predicted model, not a curated record. NCBI's taxonomy places the organism in Eukaryota, Metazoa, Arthropoda, Arachnida, Araneae, Eresidae. Gene Ontology annotation, molecular function: protein binding; triacylglycerol lipase activity.
AGGUUAGAGAGAAGUUUCGCAGAGAGCCGAGGAGGACUUAAACCUCGAAGUUCACCUGAGCUUCGAUGGACAUACGGCUUGCGUGGGCUACUGUCGUGCUAAUCAUCCACUGUGCACCGGCCAAGCAGGAAGAGGAUGUUCCAGAGUCCAGUCUGAAGGUGGGGGCUCCCCCUCUUUUGGCGCCCCCUGACCCAGAUCUUCUUCUUCAACGAUGCUAUGGACGAUGGGGUUGUUUUUCUAUUGGCGAACCAUUCUUGUCCAUCUACCGGCCGGUGAACCUCUUCCCUUUGCAUCCAGAUGUUUUAGAUGUGAAAUUUUUCCUGAAGACGCGGAGGAAUCCAGAUUUGUUUAACAAACUACGCCCAGAGAGUAAUGAAAGUUUCACCCAACAAAAUUUGAAUCCAAAGCAAGGAGUAAAAUUCAUAAUUCAUGGUUACCUUGAGCAUGGACAUCAAAAAUGGAUACAGGAUAUGAUUCGAGAAUUAUUGACCAAAGAUAACUUCAAUGUAAUUUCGGUGGACUGGGUAUUUGGCGCCGCUCCUCCUUAUACCCAAGCUGUUGCUAAUGCUCGGAUGGUGGGAGCCGUCUUAGCGGAAUUCAUUGAAAUCUUAAGGGAUGUAUAUGCUAUACCGUUGUCUUCUAUGCACCUUAUUGGCCACAGCUUAGGAGCACAUGUCGCGGGAUAUGCAGGAGAAAGACUUAAUAAAAGACUCGGCAGGAUCACAGGAUUAGAUCCAGCUGAGCCUUAUUUUCAAUACACAAUGGAAGAAGUGAGAUUGGAUCCUACUGACGCCCAGUUUGUGGACGUCAUUCAUACAGAUGGAGGAAGUAUCAUCACUGGUGGACUAGGUAUGAUACAAGAUUGUGGGCACGUCGACUUCUAUCCCAACGGCGGUAAAAGGCAACCUGGAUGUAAUCAGAAUGUGGUUGGAGCUAUCGAAAAGGAAGGAGAUUUACUGUAUGGUAUUCGACGUUUCAUCGGCUGUAACCAUAUCCGGGCCUACGAAUUCUUCACCGAAUCGGUGAAUUCUGAUUGUCCUUUCUACGGAUACGUGUGCGACAACUAUGAGAACUUCUCAGUUGGCAAAUGUCCUUGGGUAUGCGGACCAGACGUGUCACUCUGCGCACCCAUGGGCUUGAAAGCGGACAAAUGGAAGAAAUUUGCUGAAGAUGAACCUGUAAAGAUGUUUCUGCAUACGAGUAACACAGAGCCAUUUUGUCGUCACCAUUACUACAUUCAUCUGCGUUGUUCCUAUAGUGAUGAAGCAAGGAUGCACAUCACAGAAAAAGGCAGACUUUUUAUUAGACUCACUGGCACAAAAGCACAGUCCCCCGUUUUAGAAGCUAAAAAAGAUUACGUACAGUUUGUACCCGGAGGUGUGGUAGAGUUUUUAGUCUCCACAACAGAAAUGGGAAGACUCUUGAGGCUGGACCUCGAGUGGCGAUCCACUGCUUCUCUUCUGAAUCCUCUCACGUGGAGGUUGUUUAAUGUUCCGCAAAUAUAUAUCCGGGAUGUCAUCGUCACGCAUUUAGAAACUGGAGAGAGAGUUGUCUUUUGUGGGAAAGAUGAGCCAAUAAUCCCUCACAAGAUUAAGACAAUAUUUGCUGAUCAAAGCUGUAGGCAGCCUCCAAAAAUCUCGGUCUUUCCUGAGGAUUUGAAGAAACCGAAUGUGGACAUCAUAGCACCUUACCGGGAAGCCAGAUUCUAUAGUUGAAGACGAUGCAGAAAGGAAAAGAAAAGCACAAUUUUAUUUAUUUUAUAUUUAUUAUUUCGGAUUUUAUUUAUAAACAAAAUGUGUUUCCAUUUAGUAGUUUGAAAACUGGUAGUUCCUUCAUGAAACAUUCUUUCAUUUUAUAUGUUUUUUCCCCAUUAUCUUACAUGUAAACGAUUCAUUUAGAAUCAGAAACAGACUAAUAUUGUUUUGCAAUUUAAUGAUUUGCCACUGUCAGCAGUUAUAAUUUAUGAAGCCUUCUCAUUUUCUUUUUAAAGUAUUAUGAUUUAUUUUCUAAUUUUUAUGUAAAACUAUUAUUCCUGUGUGCGUUUGUCUGCUAAUGUGCUCUUUUCCACUUUUUUAAUUUACAAAUAAAUUAUGUU